AUGCGGGAUAGAGCUCAUAUACCAUUGCUGGCGAGGUCCGUCAAGGACAGAGUUACAUUAUACCCGGGCGGAGCUUACCCUUGGGCUGCUCGUAGCUGGUUGAAGAAUUUGGAAAGUACUUUCGGGUACAUGAGCUGUACAGAUGAAGAGAAAGUGGAAUUGGCUGUGUAUCACCUCCGAGAUCAGGUGGUCACAUGGUGGGACAUGCAGAAGACGAUCUUCGAGGAGCAGUACAUCACAUGGUCGAUGUUCCGAGAUGCUUUUGAGUGGCAGUAUUUUCCAGCUACAUUCUGUCUAGCUCGACGUCAGGAAUUUCUGAAUCUCAAACAGGACGAUCGGAUGUCUGGAUUUCCGGGUAGCUCCUACCGAGAGGUUUUGGAUCGUGCACUGUUUAUCGAGAUGACGCAGCAGCAGGUGUCUCUAGAGAAAGGUAAUGAAAAACAACUAUCUCAGAAGAGGGGAAAUAGGAGCCAGGUUUCUCGGGCUCCUUCCGGAGGAUCUUCUCGACCUCAAAAGACGGGGCAAACGACGGAUGGAGGUCAUGAGAGUCAGAAUUGUAACCUGAAAGCACAGUUGGAGACUCUUAAAGUCACAUCUCAGGGGGAACAACCCUCACAGUCAUGA
Messenger RNA from Zingiber officinale, 624 nucleotides. RefSeq lists its product as uncharacterized. The record is from RefSeq and is a predicted model, not a curated record. NCBI's taxonomy places the organism in Eukaryota, Viridiplantae, Streptophyta, Magnoliopsida, Zingiberales, Zingiberaceae. Bases 1 to 624 code for a protein of 207 amino acids. The transcript is spliced from 3 exons.